Molecule: messenger RNA, 1440 nt
Organism: Letharia columbiana
Lineage: Eukaryota; Fungi; Ascomycota; Lecanoromycetes; Lecanorales; Parmeliaceae
Exons: 4
Coding region: 1-1440 (479 amino acids)
Source: RefSeq, a predicted model, not a curated record
AUGUUCUCCAACGCCCUUUCCACGUCAGCAGCACGGAUACCGACUAUGUCUCGCCCUCUCCGUCACCUUGCUCUGCUGUGGCUAGCAGGACAAGCGUUCGCUCAUGAGCACCAUACCGAUGAGAUACCAGAAGGCGAGGCGAUUUCUGCACAGCCUAUUGAUACUACGUUAUGGAUCCAUAUAGCCAUUCAAAUAGCCUCCUUUGGCAUCAUCUUCCCCACUGGAAUGGUCCUAGGGAUCAUUCGCUCACGUUGGCACGUACCUCUCCAAGUCCUCGGUGUCAUUCUCUCAAUAGUCGGCUACUUCCUUGGCCAUGCCCACGGUGGUCGCCAAUUCGCCCAUAACGUCCACGCUUCUUUCGCACCAUUCCUGAUGCUCAUGCUCAUUGUCCAAGUCGUACUCGGCGUCUACCUGAAGCUGCAUCUGGAGAAAGGGAUACAUGCUAGGAUACGUCGCUACAUGGUCAUAGGGCAUGGAGUAGUAGGGAAAGCAUUGCCGGUAGUCAGCUGGGUGCAGAUGCUGUUCGGGGGCAUUACGGCCUUGGGAUUCUGUCAAGGGGACCACCUAGGUCAAUGCCUGGCCCACUUCAUUAUGGGCAGCGCCUUCAUCGGCUACGGCAUUGUUCUCACAAUCCUGCUGCUGGUUGGUCAGAUGUGGCUCAGGAGGACCGGCCGAAGCCAAGAAUUCUUUGACAGUCUGAUAAUAGCAGCAUGGGGCUGCGUCAAUACAUUUACGGAGCACAGGUGGGGAGGCCCAUGGGUGGCUAAUGACCUGCAGCAUACAAGUAUGGGUAUCGUAUGGUGGUGUGCGGGCCUGCUUGGAAUGUGGCUGUCAAGGAAAAGAGAUGGGAGGCCGAAGAGGAAUCUUUUCCCAGCAUUGGUUAUAAUGCUUACAGGAUGGGGCAUGAGCGCUCAUCCUCAACAUCUGGAGCUGAGCACGCAUGUCCACACGGUCUUUGGGUACACGCUCAUGGCUGCUGGAAUGGCCAGGAUAGUAGAGAUUUCGUUCGUUCUUCGGGACCAAAAUACAAUAUCUGAUACGGAGGUGGAGGACACUAAUAGCUUUCAAUACAUUACGCCUUUUCUACUCUACACCUCCGGCUUCCUCUUCAUGGGCGCCACAGAGGAACAAAUGAACCUCCUCACCACCGCCGGCGUCUCCCACGUCUCUUACAUCCUUCUCCUUUUUAGCAUUUCUUUCUUGCUCUUCCUAUUCGUCUGUAUGCUGCUGCACCUCUACGCUUCAUACGCCUGGCCUCUCGACCGUAUCCAGCCCAAAGCUAUGGCCAAGGGAGGGUUAAACGGCCAUGUUGGGCACGUGAAUAGGAGGGUGAGGGAUUCCGAGGAGUUCGAACUGGAAGGCCUCAUGAGUGAUGAUGAAGUGGCAGAGGAUGGAGUCGGAACCCCUGCUAGUAAGAAGGCGAAUGGGACGCUGACUUAG